Molecule: messenger RNA, 6371 nt
Organism: Daucus carota subsp. sativus
Lineage: Eukaryota; Viridiplantae; Streptophyta; Magnoliopsida; Apiales; Apiaceae
Product: DDB1- and CUL4-associated factor homolog 1
Exons: 14
Coding region: 165-5972 (1935 amino acids)
Biological process (GO): protein ubiquitination
Cellular component (GO): nucleus; Cul4-RING E3 ubiquitin ligase complex
Molecular function (GO): protein binding
Source: RefSeq, a predicted model, not a curated record
GAAGUGAAGCCCAUUAUGUCUUCUCCUUCAUUUCAUGAGCCGUUACUUAUAAACUCUCGCCUCCACAAUUACUUACAUUAUACAUACUACCAACUUCAAAUUUCAUCUUCACUAGUAAUUCUUAUUCAUUCACACCUCCGCUAGUCUCUCCGGUCUUAUUUACAAUGGAGGCAGCCGCCGCCGCCGCCGACGUUGUAGCUGCGGCGCCGCCGCCGGAGAAACCGGAGGAAAUGAAUGAGGAAGACGACAAAGUAUCAGCAAAUGAAUUGUUGUUGAUUAAAGCCCAGAGACUCAUGGACAAGAUUACUUCAUCGCCGAACAAUCCGAGUCCAAGUGUUCUUCACGCUCUCGCUUCAAUUCUCGAAGCUCAAGAAUCUAGGUAUAUGGAACAUACAUUUGAUUCCACUGUGAAUAAUGUUCGUGCUCCACAUACCAUAGGACGGUUGGGGAAUCUGAUCCGGGACAAUGAUGAUUUUUUUGAAUUAAUAUCUUCAAAGUUUUUGUCAGAACCUAGAUACUCAAUAUCUGUCCAGGCAGCUGCUUUGAGGAUUCUCUUCAGCUGUUCAUUAACAUGGAUGCAUCCCCAUGUUUUUGAAGAAAAUGUUUUAGAGAAUAUUCAUGGUUGGAUAGUAAGUGAUGCUUCGAAGUCUUCCGCUGAGGAUCAUAACUCAAACAAUGUUCAUGGACUGCAAAAAUCAUCAGAGGCUGAAAUGUUAAGGACCUAUUCUACUGGAGUUCUUGCUACAUGUUUGGCCGGUGGUGCUCAAAUAGUUGAAGACGUGUUAAAAUCUGGAUUGUCAGCAAAGUUGAUUCGAUAUCUUCGCAUCCGGACUCUAGGGGAGCCAAAUAGAAAAGAUGUGAAUCAUUCAGUAGAGCGCAAACUUGCUUCAUCUACUUCAGUUAGAGGGAAAGAAGAAGCUAGGAAUCGGUUUCGGUAUGUUUCAGAGAAUUUCCAGUUAAAUGCUCCUAGGAUGAUAGAUGGGGUGACAGGUAAUCAAAUUGAAGAAAAGGACAGUGAUAGAAACUUCACUAGGCCAUCAUAUAAACAUCGGAAUGACGGUGGAGAAUCCCCUGAUAAAUUGGCGGAUGAUGAUGAUUUCGCUGCUGAUGCAGAGGGCUGCGAGGGAUGGCAUAUUCAGGAUUUACGUGAAAGGUAUGGGAAAUCUGGUGAUAGACAUGGUCAUGGAAGACCUUUAAGAGAAGAAGAUUUUGAUAAUGGUGGACAGGAUUCAUCAGAGCGCAGGGUAAGUCAUGGAUCAGUAAAACUCAGAGGAAGGGGAAAAAUAAAUGGAUAUGUGGAUGCCAAACACGGUUUAGCAUCUCCAGGGACAGUGAUAGGACAUGAGUGUAGAACAAUGGACGUGACAACAACAACUGACCAAAAUUUAAGAAGCAUAAUAGAUGUUGAGGAUAAUGAUGGUCAUGCGACAGAUAGAGAAGAUUAUGAUGAUUGCUUCCAGGAAUGCAAAAUCGGGUCCAAGGAUAUAUCUGAACUCGUUAAGAAAGCAGUCAGAGCUGCCGAAGCUGAAGCAAGGGCAGCUGCUGCUCCUGCAGAAGCCAUCAGAGCUGCUGGUGAUUCUGCUGCUGAAGUUGUCAAGACCGCUGCAUUGGAGGCAUUUAAGGAGACAAAUGAUGAAGGAGCUGCUGUUUUGGCUGCGGCUAAUGCUGCAACGACCGUCAUUGAUGCUGGUAAUGCAAUUGAAAUUUCAAGGGCUUUAAGUGCUGUUGAUUCAAAUCCAAUCUCUCAAGUGACUGAACAAAAAAAAUAUGAUGAAACUGAGGAGUUCUAUAUUCCAGACAGUAGUUCCCUGGAAAAUUUAAGAGAAAGGUUUUGCAUCCAGUGUCUGGUGAUACUUGGAGAAUAUGUUGAGGUUCUUGGUCCUAUUUUGCAUGAAAAAGGGGUCGAUGUCUGUAUUGCACUGUUGCAAAGAAGUUCGAGGCCGGAGGAACCAAAAGUUGUGCUGCUCUUGUCUGAUGUGCUUAAAUUAAUCUCUACAUUGGCUGCUCAUAGAAAAUUUGCUGCCGUGUUCGUGGAUCGUGGUGGCAUGCAAAAGCUUCUCAAUGUUCCAAGGGUUGCUCAAACAUUUUUGGGCUUGUCUUCAUGCUUGUUCACGAUAGGUUCCCUUCAGGUUAUAAUGGAACGUGUAUGUGCCCUCCCCUCAGAUGUUCUCUAUCGGGUGAUGGAGUUAGCUCUUCAACUUCUUGAAUGUCCCCAAGAUCUAGCAAGAAAGGAUGCAGCUUUAUUUUUUGCUGCUGCAUUUGUUUUCAAAGCAGUCCUGGAUUGCUUUGAUGCUCAGGAUGGUUUGCACAGGCUGUUAAAUCUGUUACAUAAUGCAGCAUCAGUGAGAUCUGGGGUAAGAGGAACAUUUGCUUCAGGAGGAUCACAUAAUAGCGAUCAGUCUCCUCCUUUGGAAGUGUUGACCUCAUCUGAGAAGCAGGUAGCUUACCACACUUGCGUCGCAUUAAGACAAUAUUUCAGAGCACACCUCCUGUUGCUUGUGGAUUCAAUACGUCCUAAUAAAUCUAAUCGAAGUGUGGCACGAAAUGUACCAAGUGUUAGAUCAGCCUACAAGCCCCUUGAUAUCAGUAAUGAGGCUAUGGAUGCAACAUUUCAUCAGAUGCAGAAGGAUCGGAAGCUUGGUCCUGCAUUUGUUAGAGCUCAUUGGCCUGCAGUUGACAAGUUCUUGGCCUUGAAUGGGCAUGUCACAAUGCUGGAGUUGUGUCAGGCCCCACCUGUAGAACGCUACUUGCAUGACUUGAUUCAAUAUGCAUUGGGUGUUCUGCACAUUGUUACACUAGUACCAUACAGCCGCAAACUCAUAGUGAAUGCCGCACUUAGCAAUGAUCGUGUAGGGAUAGCAGUCAUCUUGGAUGCAGCAAAUGGUGCUGGUCAUGUUGAACCACAGAUUAUUCAACCAGCACUCAGUGUGCUGGUCAAUCUUGUUUGUCCUCCACCAUCAAUCAGUAAUAAACCAACUCUUCCAAGUAAUGGACAGCAGUCUAUCAUUCAGUCAUUAAAUGGUCCUAUUGAUGGUAGAGACAGAAGGGCAGAGCGGAAUAUCCCAGACCCAACCAUUCCUAACCAGAACGAAACAAGGGAGCAGACGAGCGAUUCGGUUCUUGAAAAAAGGAUCAGCUCAGCGUCUCUUAGUACAACUUCAGCCAGUAAUCUAUCACUAACUCCUGUAUCAGCCGUCCCGUCUGGCUUAGUUGGAGAUCGUAGAAUUUCUUUAGGUGUUGGGGCUGGUUGUGCAGGACUUGCUGCACAACUGGAACAAGUAUUCCAUCAAGCAAGAGAAGCUGUCCGGGCCAACAAUGGAAUCAAGGUUCUUCUUCAGCUUCUCCAGCCACGCGUACUUACUCCUCCAGGUGCCCUCAACUGUCUUCGUGCUCUUGCAUGCCGAGUGCUUCUUGGUUUAGCUAGGGAUGAUGCAAUUGCGCACAUUUUAACUAAGCUUCAGGUUGGGAAAAAGCUGUCUGAACUUAUUCGAGAUUCAGGUGGCCAGUCAUCCGCAAGUGAGCAAGGCAGGUGGCAAGCGGAACUAGCUCAUGUUGCAGUUGAGCUUAUUGCGGUUGUCACUAAUUCUGGUCGUGCAAGUUCAUUAGCAGCGACUGAUGCUGCUACUCCUACUUUAAGGCGUAUAGAGAGAGCUGCAAUAGCUGCUGCUACUCCAAUUAGUUAUCAUCCCAGAGAACUAUUGUCACUGAUACAUGAACACCUACAAGCAUCUGGAUUGGCAACAACUGCUACUACACUUUUGAAAGAGGCUCAAUUGAUGCCCCUGCCAUCAUUAGCAGCUCCAUCAUCUCUAUCACAUCAAGGCUCUGGACAGGAAAUUCCUUCUGUACAUGUCCAUUGGCCUUCUCGAAAUACAUCCUGCACAUUUUAUUCUGAUAAACUAAAAUCUGCCUCGUUAGAUGAAGAUUUCAGCAUUAAGCUUGAUUCAUCUGUGUCGUCUUCAAAGAAAAGAUCUUUAGUUUUUGCAUCUACACUUGGUUUGCAGCUCAAAUAUUAUGAUUCUUGCCCUGCAUCUAAAGGUAACAGUACUAUGAAGAAUUUAUGUGUCCCAGAAGGCACGUCAGAAACUCCGUCAUUAAUAUCUGCGAUAAAACCCAGUGGAGAUGCGGAUAAUAGUUUUAAAACUCCAAAUACGUUGCUAAUGAAGCGCAAGUUGUCUAAAACAGUUGAGACUGCAUCGUUUACAUCGAGAAAACGUGUUAAGAUCAGUGAUAAUGGAAUUCAGAAUGCAGAUUAUAUGACCCCUGGUAGUGUUCGUAGAAGCAGUCUGCUGGCUGAAUCAAAUGCUUUUACCACACCACGUGUUUUAAAAGACUCUCAUGGGAGAUUGAUAUCAGGUGGUUUGCUCUCUGAAAAUUUAGAGGAUAUCAGCAAUUCGGCUCAAGCAACACCUUCUGUACAUCGUGGUCUGUUAAAUGACCCACAAUCUGUUAGCACAGAACGACUGACUUUAAAUUCUAUUGUCACUCAGUAUCUAAAGAACCAGCACCGCCAUUGCCCAGCUCCCAUCACUACAUUACCACCACUCUCUCUUUUGCACCCACAUGUCUGUCCUGAGUCUAGGCAAAGCAUUGAUGCACCAUCGAAUGUGACUUCCCGACUUACUACACGUGAAUACAGAAGCAAGUAUGGGGGGAUCCAUGGAAGCCGCAGGGAUCACCAAUUUGUCUAUAGUAGAUUCAGACCAUGGAGAACGUGCCGGGAUGAUAGUGGUGCUAUGCUAAGUUGCAUGACUUUUCUAGGAGAUUCCUCUCAGAUUGCCACUGGUUGUGAUUCUGGGGAGCUUAAAAUUUUUGACUCUGACAACAGCAAUAUAUUGGAAUGCUUUACUAGCCAACAUGCUUUGACGGCUCUCCAGUCGCAUCUUUUCGAGGGGACACAGUUAAUUCUUUCUUCAAGCUCCCAUGAUGUGCAGUUAUGGGAUGCAUCUUCUGUGUCAAUUGGACCUAGGCAUUCAUUUGAUGAGUGUAAAGGUGGGAAGUUAAGCAAUUCAGGAAAUUCUUUUGCAGCAUUGUCAUUGGAGUCAACACGACGAGAAAUUCUGUUGUAUGAUAUACAGACCUGCAAAUUGGAUUCAAAGCUUACCAACAGAAAUUCGAGUUCAUCGGGGCGUUCGCAUGUGUAUUCUCUCAUUCACUUUAGUCCAUCAGACACAAUGUUACUUUGGAAUGGUGUCUUGUGGGACCUUAGGGAGCCCCACCCUGUCCAUCACUUUGAUCAGUUUACUGAUUAUGGUGGUGGUGGGUUCCAUCCAGCUGGUAAUGAGGUCAUCAUAAACUCUGAAGUUUGGGAUCUUCGGAAAUUCAGGCUUCUUCGCAGUGUACCGUCCCUGGACCAAACAGUACUUUCUUUUAAUGGCAGUGGAGAUGUAAUAUAUGCAACCUUGAGAAGAAAUCUUGAUGACCUUACGGCUGCCCUACAACCUCGACGAGUUAAACAUCCACUAUAUUCAGCCUUCCGUACUGUGGACGCUGUCAACUACUCUGAUAUUGCCACUAUACCUGUGGAUCGUUGUGUAAUUGACUUUGCAACUGAGCCCACUGAUUCUAUUGUUGGGUUGGUCACGAUGGAUGACCCUGCAGAAAUGUAUUCUUCAGCCAGGGUGUUUGAGAUAGGUCGCAGGAGGCCAACUGACGAUGACUCGGAUCCUGAUGAUGCCGAGACUGAUGAAGAAGACGAAGACGAUGAUGAAGACCUAGACGUGAAUCAAUUGCUGGAAAUUGUUGGAAAUGGUGGAAGUGAUAUGGAUGAUAUGAGUGAUGAUGAUGAUGCUCCAAGCGAGCUUGAGGACGAUGAAGAUGAGGAUCAAGAUGAAGAUGAUGGGGUAUUCAUGAUUGAUGACCAAGACGAAGACGGUGGAAUGCUGGAAUUUGUGAUGGAGGGUGAUGAUAGUCAGGUUGAUGAAUCAUCUAGCAGCGACACAGACGAUGACGACUCUGAAGGUUCCUUCUAGAGUCUUGCCACAAUUACAACCUGAAUAGCUGAGAUUAUAUCAGAGAUAGUCCAAGUUUCAGUUCUGCCUUAUACUUUCAUCGCGUAUACUUCCAACAGAAUUUUGUGUUAUCUGGAGGACCAGAGCCUAGUUUAGUGAUUUUUGAUUUCAUUCAAUUCUUUACGGGCAUUGUUGCGACGGUACUUUCUUGCCUGAAUAGACUUCUGAGCUCAGCUUAGUUGUCGACAAAUUUUGGAUACAAGUAUAAUGGUUUUUUUUUCUUUUUAAUACAUGUAAUGUUGACAGGAAGCCCAGUUUUGUAAACAGGGAUCUCUGACAGGAAGCCCAGUUUUGUAAACAGGGAUCUCUGACAUGAUUUAUUAAAUUUUAAAUCAUGUUAUAUGGACACCUUUGGUUAUA